UAAGAUAUCAUGUGUUUACAUUUUCUUCAAGCAAUACCCAGAGCUUUAAGCACUUUUUCAAUUACAAAAUGUAACAAAACAAGGAAAAUUUUAAAUAAUAGCAACAGAUUUUGAGGGUCUUGAAUAUUUAUAUACUGUAAAUGGAAGUCAACUAAUUGACAUCAAUUAAACAUAAAUGAUUCCACGCAACUGAAUGAGGAAACUUCCAUUUAUAAUCAUAUAAAAGGUCUCAGAGUACAGACUUCUGACGCAUUAUCACGAAAAUACGUCGAGUGAAAAUGUUGUUUAAGCUAAAGCCUUUACUUAUAUUGUUGGCGCUAUGCGUCGUUGCGACGUGCAGCUAUGCCACAGAGCCUCAAGUACAAAUUUCUUUAGGCAAAAUUAAAGGCUCCUUUAUGGAAACAGCCCUUAAGAAGAAAAUCUUCGCGUUUCGAGGCAUAAGAUUUGCAAAAUCCACUGCAGGAAAAAGACGAUUUAAGCUUGCCGAGCCAGUUGAUCCGUGGUCUGGAGUCUACGACGCCACAAAAGAUGGAUUUUCUUGUUCUCUAUACGAUCCACCAGAAAUCACAAGCGAAGAUUGUUUGAUGCUCAAUGUUUACACCACCAAAUUACCAUCAGCUAACAUGAAAGUUAAACGACCUGUUAUCGCAUUUUUCCACCCAAGCGUUCAAGCCUUUUCUAGUAGAAGUGAUAGAUAUGGUCCGCAGUACCUCCUAGACGAAGACGUCGUUUUGGUCACGGUCAAUUCAAGACUUGCCACUUUUGGUUACAUCAGUACUGGAGACGAUCGUGUCCCAGCUAACUUGGGCCUUAAAGAUCAGGUGGUAGCUUUAAAAUGGAUACAAAAACAUAUCUCAGCUUUCGGCGGCGAUCCCAACUCCGUCACCUUAACUGGUUGUAGUGCUGGUGCUGUUAGCACCAUUCUACACAUGCUGUCUCCCAUGUCCAAGGGUCUCUUUCAUCGGGGCUUUAUCGCAAGUGGUGCACCGGAAACUCGUUUCAAAUCGACCACAAACGAAACACACAUUCUUUUAGCACAGGCAAAACUUGUUGAUUGUCCUGAUAACGAUGUUGACAAAGCACUUGCAUGUUUGAAGACCGCACCGAGACAGAAAUUUGUCGACACUAUGUACCAAUUUUACCAAUCUCACGGAGUUGACAUCUGGAUGCCAGUGGUUGAGCCGAAUAUUCCAGGAGUUGAAAGAUUUGUUGUCGGUCAACCUAAUGAUUUAAUAAGGCAAGGCAAAUUUUAUUCAGUACCUCUAGCUAUAGGUAUUACUAAGGACGAAUUGUUGGGCAGCGUUGUUCCAUCAUAUGAAGCAGCAGUUAAAGGCGACGAUCGCGUUUUUCGUAAUUGGACCGAAAACUUCGAUUAUUUGGCUCCAAGAUCUAUGUUGUACGAACGCGAUACCGAACGUUCAAGAAACAUCAGCCAUCAGAUUUACAAAUUUUAUUUCAACAACGAGCCCAUCACUACUAAAAAUGCCCAUAAACUUGGCGAGAUGUGGUCGGACAGUAACAUUAAUUUCAUUUCGGACCGUGCUGCUAGACUAUUGGCUGAAUAUUCUAAAACGCCAGUCUACAACUACAUGCUUACUUACCAAGGUCGCUACAGUAACGCUGUUUGGAGUGAUACAAAAAAACCUGUUGGCGUAGUACACAUGGACGACUUGUUGUACUACUUGACUUCGUUGAAUGCGUUCCCUCAAUUCAACACCACCGACCCCGAGUGGCCAAUGGUCAGGAAAAUAACCAGUUUAUUGGCCAACUUUGCCAAGACUGGCGAAUCCAUUCCCAAGAACAACGAAUUAUUCAAAGGUGUCACAUGGGAACCCUUUAACCCGAAGACUCAAAACUAUUUGGAAAUGGGCGAGAAAUUCAGGACAAAGUACAAAAUGUUUGCUAAUCGGUUUGCUUUUUGGGAGAGACUAUUCCCUCUUGAACCUAUUGGACAAUAGAGAAAUGUCGUAAUAUUACAAAAAGGCAAUUAUCAAAGAAAAAUAAAAAUUAAUUCAGUAUUUACUUUACUAUUAUUGUUCAGAGAUUAAUUAUUUGACUUAAAAACUAAGAUUAUUGAAACAGCUGGUUUAGAAAGAAAAAUGUAUUUAUACAGCUUGAGAUAACAUUAGCUAAUAAAUGAUACAUUGAAGUUUUCCGUUUGACAAUCAUGCGAUAUCUUAUGUGAAACAAAGACGAAUCGUACU
Messenger RNA from Phymastichus coffea, 2204 nucleotides. RefSeq names its product esterase FE4-like. The record is from RefSeq and is a predicted model, not a curated record. NCBI's taxonomy places the organism in Eukaryota, Metazoa, Arthropoda, Insecta, Hymenoptera, Eulophidae. The transcript is spliced from 8 exons. The coding region runs from base 279 to 1958 and encodes 559 amino acids.